Messenger RNA from Nicrophorus vespilloides, 789 nucleotides. Its product is annotated as glycine-rich protein DOT1-like. Gene Ontology annotation, molecular function: structural constituent of cuticle. Bases 88 to 690 code for a protein of 200 amino acids. NCBI's taxonomy places the organism in Eukaryota, Metazoa, Arthropoda, Insecta, Coleoptera, Silphidae. The transcript is spliced from 3 exons. The record is from RefSeq and is a predicted model, not a curated record.
UGACUUAGGGUGUGGUUUAGUCCGUAUAUAUAGUUGUAAUUUUGAUCCUGUUGUCACUGUGUAUCCGUACAGCAAAUCAACAACAACAUGUUUGUAAAACUGGCAGUAUUAGCUAGCUGUAUGGCAGUAGCUCUCGGCGGGGCCUGGCAUGGACCGUUGGCUGGUGGUUCUCCAGCUGCCUUGUACCCUGCUGGUGUCAGCCCACAGGCCUGCCCCAACUACCCUCACUGCUCUAACCCAGCUGUAGCCGCCAACCCAGGAGCCGCCGCUCAUGGUGGAGCUUGGAACGGAGGUGCCGGUGCUUGGAAUGGCGCUGGAGCCGGUGGUGCCUGGAACGGCGCUGGAGCCGGUGGAGCCUGGAAUGGUGCCGGUGCUGGAGGCGGAUGGGACGGUGGACAUGAUGGCGGUGCAUGGAACGGAGGACAUGAUGGCGGUGCAUGGAACGGUGGAGACAACGGACAAUGGAACGGAAACGGCGGAGGAUGGAACGGAAAUGCUUUGGACAACGGUGAUUACACCGGUGACGGAGAUUACCACGGAGAAGGACUCGCCGAAUCUGGAGCCGCCGGCGGAUACGCAGGCGCUGGUGCUGGAGGAUAUGCUGGUGGAUACGCCCAUGGAGGAGCUGCUGGUGGUGUCCCAGCCGGCGUCGACCCCCAUUCCUGCCCCAACUAUCCUUUCUGCCACUAAAGAAUGCCAGAUUACCAGCUGACAAACAUCGUUGUUUUGUAGUCAGUGCGAACUGUGACUUGCUGUAUAUAAAAUAAUAUUUCUAUAUAUAUAUGUAUA